AUGACGUCGCAGCUUGACCAGGUCAAAAGCCAGAUUCAAGACCAGCUAGUCAGCCUGGGCAACUACGACGAUAUCAGUCGGCAACUCAAGGUCCAGCUUUACGAGUCUGGAUGGUUUGACCAGGUGCAAAAACUUGCAGUGCUGGAGUUGGGCGGGGGAAACGAAAACUUUGAUCAUUUAUACCAGGCGAUCAAGCCGCUGGCGGAAGAGUUGGUCCCGCAGCAUGUGAGGGAUGAGAUCACUGAGAAGAUCCGUCGCUACGUCGAAGAAAUUGUGCAGUGA
This is a messenger RNA of Diutina rugosa, 282 nucleotides long. RefSeq lists its product as uncharacterized. Gene Ontology annotation, biological process: poly(A)+ mRNA export from nucleus; regulation of transcription by RNA polymerase II; positive regulation of DNA-templated transcription. Bases 1 to 282 code for a protein of 93 amino acids. The record is from RefSeq and is a predicted model, not a curated record. Gene Ontology annotation, cellular component: nuclear pore; DUBm complex; SAGA complex. Gene Ontology annotation, molecular function: chromatin binding; transcription coactivator activity. The transcript has a single exon. NCBI's taxonomy places the organism in Eukaryota, Fungi, Ascomycota, Pichiomycetes, Serinales, Debaryomycetaceae.